This is a messenger RNA of Sinocyclocheilus anshuiensis, 396 nucleotides long. RefSeq names its product protein TsetseEP-like. Lineage: Eukaryota; Metazoa; Chordata; Actinopteri; Cypriniformes; Cyprinidae. Bases 1 to 396 code for a protein of 131 amino acids. The record is from RefSeq and is a predicted model, not a curated record. The transcript is spliced from 2 exons.
AUGUUAAGCCCCGAGAAGGCUCCUGUUCCCAAGUUCAGCCCAGAGAGAGCUCCUGCUCCCAAGCCAAGCCCAGAGAGGGUUCCUGCUCCCAAGCCAAGCCCAAAGAGGGCUCUUGUUCCCACGUCCAGCCCAGAGAGUGCUCAUGUUCCCACGUUAAGCCCAGAGAGGGCUCCUGUUACCAAGUCCAGCCCAGAGAGGACCCCUGUUCCCGAGUCAAGCCCAAGGAGGGCCACAGUUCCUGAGUCAAGCCCAGGGAUGGCCGCUGCUCCUAUUGACCCCUCCGAUGCAUCUGCCAGCUCCUCAUCACAAGACCCAAAUGAUUCUUCAUCUGUUGGCUCAUAUAUCAGCAAUGAUACCAUUGUCAUCUCCAGAGUCCUGGUCUUGCACUUGGCCUAA